AUGGUUAGAGUCCACUCAGCAUCACAGCACUUGGACUCGGCGGAAUACUCAGAGUCGACAGAAGUAUCCAUCGUGUCUGUCUCCUCAUCAGCAUCAGCCGAACUCCACGAGGGAUCUGGCGAUGAUCCCCCUGACCCUGUACUGUCCAGUAAUCUUAAGAAUGAAACUAGAGAAGCUCUUAAGAGUGAUGGCAGUGAACAAGAUCCGGUGGUAUUUCUAUCGGAGAAGAACAGCUACAUUCCAGUGAGCAUCAAGCCUCGUUCUCCAGCAGUGGACACGGCGUGGAGAGAGCCACCAGCAUGGGAGCGAGAGUACAGGAGACAUCGGACUAAUGGGAGUAGAGUGCAAUAUAUUGAAGCAGAGUGCCAAGAUGACUUCAUGAAGAUAAGGGUAGGCUUCAACGGAUCAUUCUCCGGACUGGUGUAUUCAGCAGGUUACUCAUACGAUCCGGACUGUAUGUACAUAAACGGCACGGGGCGUGAUUACUACGAGUUCUACAUCCAGCUCAACAGAUGUGGAACAUUGGGGAGGAACGGUCAGCAUGAUGAUAGCAGGAAACAUCCCACUAAGAACCUCAUGUGGAACACAAUCACGGUGCAGUAUAACUCGUUGAUUGAGGAGGAGCUGGACGAGCACUUCAAGGUCACCUGCGAGUAUGGAUACGACUUCUGGAAGACUGUCACAUUUCCUUUUUUGGACGUAGAGGUGGCGACAGGCAACCCAGUCGUGUUUACACUGCAGCCACCUGAGUGCUACAUGGAGAUCCGCUCCGGGUACGGUGCCAAUGGAGCGCGCGUAUCUGGGCCCGUGCGCGUUGGAGACCCACUCACCUUGCUUAUAUACAUGAGGAGCGCUUAUGGUACCUGCCCCGUGGACGACAAGCUGAUCUCCCGUUUCCGCGGCUCAUGGUCCGAGUCAGGCGUGUUCGAGACGCAGGUGUACGCGUACAUGAAGACGUUCCGGUUCACUGGGUCGCCUGCACUUUAUAUCGAGUGUGACGUCAGAAUGUGCCAUGGAAGAUGUCCUUCGCAGCCUUGCCACUGGCGUAACAUGAAGAGCGUGAAGCGGCGAUCUAUUGAAACGAAGCCAGGCUUGGACCCCGCCUCCAGUGUCGCCCCGCGUCUCUCCGAGAACAUCUCUCUAUUUCAAUCACUCAGAGUACUGCAGGAGGGCGAGGAAGAUCCAGAAUUAGCUGCCAGCACAAGCGUAGCUCCAGAAGGCCAGACUUGUAUGAGGACAUCAGCGUUGUCAGCCAUUAUGGUAUCAUGCGGGGUGCUUAUCGCUGCCCUGUGUGGAGGUGUGCUGGCGGCCGCGAGAGGGUUCAGGCGCGGAGAACCAAGGACACCCAUUCAUGCAUACGUGCCCCAUAAAGGACGGAUCAAAUAAAAAUCUAAUUUUAAGUAUAAUUUCCUAAGAUUGCGA
Messenger RNA from Spodoptera littoralis (African cotton leafworm), 1422 nucleotides. Lineage: Eukaryota; Metazoa; Arthropoda; Insecta; Lepidoptera; Noctuidae. The record is from the annotation of a GenBank genome assembly.